UGAACUUAAACCAAGAUGUCUGUGAAAGUGACAGCAGCCUUACUCCUACUACAGCUGAGUGGCUUAUUUGGAUCAGGGAGUACUGGCAAGGUGCUGGUGUGGCCAAUGGAGUACAGCCACUGGCUCAACUUAAAGACAAUCCUGGAUGAGCUCGUGAAGAAGGGUCAUGAGGUGACUGUUCUGAUACCCUCAGCUUCUCUUUCUUAUGAAGUUGAGGAUACAUCUGUCAUUGAAUUUGAAAUAUACCCUUCUUCCUUUUCCAUGGAUGAUUUGGAGGAACUUUACAUGGAAUCAAUGAAAAAAUACAUUUAUGAGCUGCCAAAGCAAUCAUAUUGGAGAUACUUUUUCAUGUAUCAAGAAUUAGUUUGGUUAGAUUCAGAUUAUUUUGAAAGUCUCUGCAAAGAUGUUGUUUUCAACAAAGAACUCAUGGCAAAACUACACAAUUCAAGCUUUGAUGUCAUCCUGGCAGAUCCCUUCGUACCCUGUGGUGACCUGCUGGCAGAGAUUCUCCAGAUACCACUUGUGUUCAGUCUCCGCUUCUUUCCUGGCUCCACGUAUGAAAAGUACAGUGGAGGACUCCCCCUACCUCCUUCCUACGUGCCAACUGCUCUGUCAGAACUGAGUGACCGGAUGACAUUCAUGGAGAGGGUACAAAAUGUAAUCUAUGUGCUUUGUUUUGACUUUUGGUUCCAAACAUUUAAUGAGAAGAAGUGGAAUCAGCUUUACAGUGAAGUAUUAGGAAGGCCCAUGACACUCGUGGAGAUGAUGGGGAAGGCAGAUAUAUGGCUCAUCCGAACCUACUGGGAUUUGGAAUUUCCUCACCCAUUCGUACCAAAUUUUGAUUUUGUUGGAGGACUGCACUGCAGACCUGCCAAGCCUCUGCCUAAGGACAUAGAAGACUUCGUCCAGUCAUCUGGAGAACAUGGUGUUGUGGUGUUUUCCCUGGGCUCCAUGGUGGGAAACCUAACAGAAGAAAGGGCCAAUGUGAUUGCAGCAGGCCUCGCCCAGAUUCCACAGAAGGUUCUUUGGAGAUUUGAAGGUAAGAAGCCAGACACCUUGGGCUCCAACACUCGGCUGUACAAAUGGAUCCCCCAGAAUGACCUUCUCGGUCAUCCUAAAACCAGAGCUUUUAUAACUCAUGGUGGAACCAAUGGCCUCUAUGAGGCGAUCUACCACGGGAUUCCUAUAGUUGGCAUUCCUUUGUUUGGAGACCAAUUUGAUAAUGUUGUUCACAUGAAGACCAAAGGAGCGGGUAUUAGACUGGACUUUCUCACAAUGUCCAGUACAGAUUUGCUCAAUGCCGUGAAGACAGUCACUACUGACCCUUCCUAUAAGGAGAAUGUCAUGCGACUAUCAAGAAUUCACCAUGAUCAGCCAGUGAAGCCCCUGGACAGAGCCGUCUUCUGGGUUGAGUACGUCAUACGCAAUAAAGGAGCCAAGCACCUACGUGUGGCAGCACACGACCUCACCUGGCUCCAGUACCACUCUCUGGACGUGAUUGGAUUCCUGCUUGCCUGUGUGGUAACUGUGAUCUUCAUCACCACAAAGUGCUGUCUCUUUUCUUGUCAGAAGUUUGCUAGCGCUGGAAAAAAGAAAAGGGAGUAACUGAGGUGGGGAGAACAGACACAUGGACCUCCUCCAGUGCAUCACAGCAAGGGAGACUUUCCAGGAUUUCCUUCAUCACAACUGACUUGGACAUUAUCACACUUACUUCAGCUUUUUGAGUACACUUGAGGGGAAAAGUGAGGUUCCUUUUCCCCUCACUUAUAAAGUACACAUGCAAGACAACACCACAAAUUAUUUCAGUCCCAAAAGCACUGACCUCAUAUUGUAUGCCAAUUCUGAAAUGUCCCCACAACUCACAAUUUGUUUUCUUGAUUUUCUUUAAUUUAUUUAUUCAGAAUUUCUUACCUUGAUUCAGUGAAAUAUUACAUUCCUCCCUCAUGACCACAUUCCUACUUCCCACUGGAUCUCACCCAAUAUGUCCCAAUUGCAACUUCCCAUACUCUUAUUUUGUUUUUAACAACCUAGUAAGUCCAAUUUGUGUUGUCUAUAGAUGAAUGCAUGUAUUCCUAGAAGGGAGGGCAUUGAUGUAUCAUACGCAAUUUACGAGUCCCACCAAUCUGCAUAAUAAUCAUUCAUCCUUUCCUGAAAUUGCUCUUUAUUUAUUGGUGGAGUGUUAGGAGCUCUUCCCAUUGUUUGUGGAAUUUUGGCUUCUGAUCUUAUAUAAGUCUUGUGCAGCUGAGAGGUCCUUUGAUUUUAUGAGUGCAAUGACAACCUCGUGUCCAGAAAAAGUAUUCCAUACCACUUGUUCUCUUGGUAGAAUUCAUAUGUUCUUUCACAUUCUUCUGUAGUAUCCCCUGAGCUUUGUCAUGGGACAGAUCACUCUUACCUUUUGAGAAGAUGUAAGUCUCUACAUUGAUUGGUACCCACUACAACAAAUGCUUCCCUGACAAAGGCUGAGAAAAUUCCAGAUCUGUGCCUAUUAGCAUAAACACUUAGAAGGUAAUUUGCCAACAUGACCAUUCAGUAAAAUAGCAAUAGUGGGUCCAACAAGGACUUUAACCAGGUUUAUGGUGCCAGAUUCCUUACAAUGGAGUUGGGUUCAAAUCCAUUGGAAAAUACUUAGCUAUCCAUCGAUUUAGCUUCAGUUACUAACUUAACAAAGCCUAGAACAAAGUCUAACCUACUGGUAAGUCUGGGAAUGUAUUCUGAUUAUUGACUGAUGUAGGAAUGCUCAAACUUCAGUCAAUAAUAUGGUCCUGCCCACAGCAUGGUCACUGACCUGACACAGAAGUGACCAUUCCUACAGUCCUGUCCACAGCAGGGUGAGCCCUUCUAUAUCAUGAAGACCCUGUAAUGAAUAAGAAAGGAGGUCCUGGUUGAAUAAAAAAGCUAGUUAAGAAUGAACCUGGGAGUUACACAACUCCAACUUUAUCUUGAGGUCAUCUCAGUUACUGCUCUAACACAGCCAUGUGCCAUCAUACAAACAUCAGAUUUUAUGUUUAUUACAGUUAGUAAAAAUCCAGUCAUCCUAAACAACAGGAAUAAACAGCAAAUGGCACUCAGGACAUAGCACUGUAAAAGGUUGCAUCACUCAUUUGCACUUUGAGGACAGCUUACACCUACCUUUUAUUAGGUUCAUCAUGUACAGAAACAAAGUCUUCUUCAUAUAGUCCCUCUUCGGAGAACAAUAUGAUAUUCAGCAAAUGGUGUUUCAAUAAAUCUAAGAAUCUAGUCCUUUUUUCAAAAAUGUAUUUAUUAUUUAUGCAUACAAUGUUCCGCUCACAAGUAUCCUUGUAGGCCAGAAGAGGGCACCAGAUCUCACUACAGAUUAUUGUGAAACAACAUGUGGUUAGUGGGAAUUGAACUCAGGACCUUGAAGAACUGUUACUGUUCUUAACCUCAUAGUUGUAACUCUGAAUCUAGCUCUAUAAUCCUGGAAUAUGCUAUAAGAUUCUAAUGGGAAGGACAAAAUUCGAUUUCUAAAACAAGGCUUUCCUAUUCUGAUAUCAUAGCUGAUUCAGAUAUAAUUUGGUACUGGUAUUCUAGGAAUGGGAAAAAUUCUUCAAGGCACAGUGUGAUUUCUGUGUGCAGGUGGCAUGAUUUAUUAAGAAAAUUCAAGGUAUUCUAGCUCAUGACACUGAUCACAGGAUAAAUGUUACCUUUAUGAUGUAAAAGAGUUCCUAAAAUUAGUUCUUCAAGUUUUAACAGCAAAUAGUGGAAAUAAUAGUUAUCACUUUAUAAAGAAGACAGCAGAGUUAGCUGCAAGAUGCCAAGUCUCCAGGUGAGAGCAAGACAAAGAAAAACUGUAUCUAGCAAAUGAUGUGGCUGCAUAUAUUAUAGAUAUAAAUUCUUUGUAGAGUACAGAUUCACAAAAAAAAAUCUACCCCACUGCUACCUUAAUCCCUACAAUAAAAUAUUCACACAUUUUGAAAAGGACUCCUGUAGUGUGAGCAUUGAAUUCCAGAACAGACAAGAAAACUUCUGUUCUAAUGUUAGCUGAAUAUUACUAGAGUACCAGGUGAAAUAACAAGAUUUUUACCAACAACAAGGAAAUCCUGUAUGAGAAGCACAUGCAUUGAAAACAGGAACAAUCUCACUUUUAACACAGAGCUUAGGCCUUCAGCCAUAAAUACUUCAAAGCUUCAGAGUUCAAAAACAGCACAACACUUAAUUAGAGAAAAUGAAGUGAACCCUGUGACAAUCUUCCUGUCACACUAGAAGACUGACCCCCAAAAGUUGGGGAGUUAAUUAUGGUCACAUUACCCAGGAAAGCAUCAGUAGUGGGCAAGGACAGAAAAAAAGUUUAACUACAACCUGUACAGAGGAGCCUACAAAAAGAGAGAUGAAAACUCGACUCCUCCAUCAAGAGCCCUUGCUCCUUCCAAACCAGAACAAUAGAAACAAAAUGAAACUAGAAAUAAAUGAAAUAAUGAAGAGAGAUGACUCUGACAAAAGAGUUCUAAUGACUUGAAACAGAUUAUGCCAAAGUGCCCAAGUUACAGGUCAGGCUAUAAAGGCAACACUGCCCAAAAGAAAACUUCGCGAGCAAGUGUUAGAAGGACACCGAUUGAUCAAAGGGAGAAAAAUACAGGAUAACAGAAGCAGACUCCGGCUCCUGCCAUUACUUGGAUUCAACACAGACCUGAGCAGAAACCAUACUUCACCUUAGCUGAGAUCAAGUGGAUUCAGGAUGGUGUGUCCCUUCCAAGGUUCACUUUAAACACCGUCCUUCUGACUUGGUUAGCACACAAGUCCAGUUUCUGCAUAUUGAGAAUUUCAAGGCAUAGUGCCUCAUUAAUUCUCACACUGCAGUUUUUAUUUUAUAGAAAUGUUUCUAUAGGGGAUCCCAAUCCUCCAAGCUGACUUGCUUAGAAUUGCAUCUUAGCGCCCUAUUUUAUUCGUUUAUAUGUACUAUAUUACUGUUUUUUCAGUAUGUAUGUGUGUGUACCUCAUGUAUGUUUGGUGCAUUCAGAAGCUAUAAAAUGGCAUAGGAAACCCUGUGACUUGAGUUACAGAUGACUGUGAGCCUUGUGGGUGCUGGGAUUCUAACUGGGUCCUCUUGCAAAGCAACUAGUACUUUAGGUGCUAAGCUAAUACUUCAACACCAGGGUUUGAAGUGAUAAUUGUUUCUUUAUAAGUUUCUUUUUAUCUCUUUCUAUUAUCUUAUUUCAUCUGUUCCCUUUUGUGAUUGUUUACCUGUAUACUUGAGACAGAAUCUCAGUAUGCAGCUCUGAGUGUCCUCAAACCCUCUUGGUAGACAAGGAUAGCAUUGAAUUCAGAGAUCUACAUGUAACUUUCUCCUGGGUGCUGGUAUUCAAGGUGUGUGCAAUCUUUCCUGACUAACUUAAGCUUCUUCCUUUUUGUUUCUAAUAAAAAUUAUUUUUGUAGACAUGCAGUGCUGGCACACUCCUUUAGUUCCUGCAAGUUGGAGGCAGACGCAAGAAGAUCUCUGUUUGUUCAAGACCAGCUUGUUCUACAGAGUGAGUUCCAUGACAGCCAAGUCUACAAAAUGAAACCCUGUAUCCACAUAUGAAAAGACAAAAAUUAUUUCAUGUAAAAAAUUAUAAAUGAAAAAAAAAACAGUAGCCAGAUAUGGUAGCACAUGCCUUUAACCUUAGCACUCCAGGGACAAAAACAGGUAGAUCUUUGAGUUUCAGACCAGUUUGGCCUACAAAGACAGUUCAAAGAUAGCAAGGGCUACAUGAGUCACCCUCUAUCAAAAAAUAAACAAUAAACAAUAAAUAAAUAAGUUUUAGGUAGGAUUGGGUAUUUGUAUGUGUGUGGGGUGUGUGUGUUUAGGAUUUCUUCCAUCCUAUUGUCAUAAUGUUUGGAAAUAAACAUUUCAUAUUUGUUCAUUGA
Molecule: messenger RNA, 5865 nt
Organism: Mesocricetus auratus (golden hamster)
Lineage: Eukaryota; Metazoa; Chordata; Mammalia; Rodentia; Cricetidae
Product: UDP-glucuronosyltransferase 2B31-like
Exons: 6
Coding region: 16-1605 (529 amino acids)
Molecular function (GO): UDP-glycosyltransferase activity
Source: RefSeq, a predicted model, not a curated record